UGCCAAAACGUUUUUGUAAGAGGCUAGCAGGGGGAGGAGACAGGAGGAGGAGGGAACAGGACUCUGCAGGAUAUAAGGAGCCUGCACCCCUACUCUUUUACCUUACAUUCCUGAAUUCUUCUUACUGCUGAAGCCCAGAACACAAAGGAGCAGCCAUGAGGAACACACUGAUGAUGCUGGUCGCCCUGAUGUGUGCACUGACCGUCUGCGCUGACAUCACACCGGCCGCAGACUUCGACCUGCAGAAGAUGUCAGGCAAGUGGUACACUGUCGCAUUAGCCAGCAACGCUCAGUGGUUUGUGAACAACAAGGCAGGAAUGAAGACUGGGACAGCUGUAAUUGUGCCGACUGAAGGAGGGGACAUGGACCUCACUUAUGCCAGCUUGAAAGACGACGGUUCCUGCUACAGAGCAACUCACACCGCUCAGAAAACAGAGACUCCCGGUCGCUUCACCUUCCACAGCCAGGUUUGGAACAACGACAACGUCAUGACCAUUGUUGAAGUUGUGUACGACGACUACGCCCUGGUGCAGACCAUCAAGACGAAGGAGGAAGUGUCUGAGGCCUUCAUCGCAGUCUACAGCCGCACUACUGAGUUCAGUGAGGUGGUGCAGCAGAAGUUCACCCAGCUCGCUCUGGAAGCUGGAGUCCUGCCCGACAACGCCGUCAUCCUGCCACAGAACGCUGAGUGUCCCGCAGUCUGAGGACCCCCUGCUGACUCCCCCCCCUCACUGUGAUCCGCAACAUCACGAAGCUACACCUGAGACGGUUUCCUUUCCUGCUCCUGCUGCAUACUAGAGAGCAAUCCUGACCCUCGUUCAGGGCUCAUUCCCCCCCCCCCCCCCCCCCCCCCCCACUCUGCACCUAAACUGUGGCAUCAGAGCGACACAACAGAACAGCUGAUAGUGAACAGAGGGAAUGAUUGCAAGAGACUGUGAAUGCUGUUUGUUGUCUGAGUGUUUGUUGUCUGUGUGUCUUUUGUAACUGGAGUGUUUGUUGAAAUAAACUUAAAGCCAGAAAAAAUUUA
Molecule: messenger RNA, 1027 nt
Organism: Gymnodraco acuticeps
Lineage: Eukaryota; Metazoa; Chordata; Actinopteri; Perciformes; Bathydraconidae
Product: lipocalin-like
Exons: 6
Coding region: 156-704 (182 amino acids)
Molecular function (GO): small molecule binding
Source: RefSeq, a predicted model, not a curated record